AUGUCCAAUUCUACCUUGUAUAAAACCUUUUAUAAUUUUUUACUCGAGUCACCGCCAGCACAUAUCACAGUAUUUUCUGUCAUUUAUCAAGUAGUAGAGGAUGAUACGUGGAAUUCAAAAGAUGAUUUAAGACAAGCGGUUCACCAGGCAGUUACAAAGCUAAAAAGCAGUUAUGAUAAGAACUCAGAAAAGUAUAAAAAACUUGAUGAAAUCUCUUUGAAAUUCGAUGAUGCAUAUGAAGGUGUAUACAGUCUUAGGAAUAUCAGAAAAUCAAACCAAGAAGACGAACUCACUCUGAAUGAAAUCAAGACGAACUUGCGAUCAUUAAAAACUAAUCUUGCAAGUAGCGAAGCUCCAUAUGCACAACAUUUUCAAAAGUAUUUAAAGAAAAAGAAGAAUACCUCAAACCUAUCAUGGGAAGUCCCACUUGCAAGUCAA
This is a messenger RNA of Racocetra persica, 438 nucleotides long. The record is from the annotation of a GenBank genome assembly. NCBI's taxonomy places the organism in Eukaryota, Fungi, Glomeromycota, Glomeromycetes, Diversisporales, Gigasporaceae.